CAGUAAGGCUGCACUCCCAGCCAAUCCCGAACCGCUAGUCGCGGAGACGCAAGGGAAACAUAAUUCUGACGUUCAGCACUGACAGUCUGGCCCUGCGCGUGGGCCAUCUGCGCAUGCCUAGUGCCGCCUUCUGUCUCUGUGUACUUCCGCCUUUUACUUGUGUUUCCCUCAGGCCCUGAGUGGGAAGCGGUUCCGGGGCUGCCGAGUCAAUGAGCUCUUCUGGGGCCAGUGUCACACCACGAGGGAGCGGCGGCUUUAUAGGGAAGGAGAAUUCAGGAGCUUCCAGGCAGGCCAAAUCUUUCAUGACCCCACUCCUUGUCUUCUAAACCAGCAUAUCUUCAGUGUUGUCUACAUUUUUCCAAGAACAGAAGAAAAUGAAUAAAUCCCAGAUUGAACAGAAAUUCCAGGGAUCAGUAUCAUUUAAGGAUGUGACUGUGGGCUUCACCCAGGAGGAGUGGCAGCACCUGGACCCAACUCAGAGGUCCCUGUAUAGAGAUGUGAUGCUGGAGAACUACAGUAAUCUUGUCUCAGUGGGGUAUUGUAUUACCAAACCAGAGGUGAUCUUCAGGCUGGAGCAAGGAAAGGAACCGUGGAUAAUGGAGGAGGAAUUCCCAAGCCACAGCUUCCCAGAACCCUGGAAAACUGAUCACAUGAAAGAAAGAAGCCAAGAAGACCUGCCUAAGCAUAUGUGGCAAGUUGUAUUCAUCAAUAACAAAAUGCUGACUAAAGAACGAGGUCUUGUAAUAGGAAAACCAUUUAACUUGGACACAGAUUCUUUUCCUUCCAGAAAAAUACUCUGUCAGUGUGACUCAUGUGAAAUGAGCUUCAACUGUAUUUCAGAACUGGUUGUCAAUAAGAAAAACUAUUUAGGAAAAAAUACUGAUGAAUUUAACACCUGCGGAAAAUUGCUACUUGAUAUUGAAUGUGAGAAAACUCAUACUAGAGAGAAAAGUGAAUUUUUUAAAAAUGGGAAAACUUUCAGUCAUAAUGAGGAUCCUGUUCAGCUUGAGAAGAUUCAAACUUUACAGCAAAAUUUUGAAUACAACGUAUAUCAAGAAACCUUUCUUGAAAAGGCGGUAUUCAGUAAACACAAGCGAGAGAUCACUGAAGGGAGUGACUGUGAAUAUAAUGCUUAUGGGAGAAUGAUCUGUGAUGACUCAUCCUUCUUGUUCCAUCAGUUAAUUCCCUCAAAGGAACAUCACUAUGAACUUAGUGACUGUGGGAAAUCCUUAUGUGUGAAGUCUACCCUUUUGAAUCAUCAUGGGGCACAUAUGAAACACUAUGAAUGUAACAAAAGUGGGAAUAAUUUCAGGAGGCAGUUAUACCUCUCACAACUUCAGAAAACUCAUAAAGGAGAGAAACACUUUGAAUGUAAUGAAUGUGGGAAAGCUUUUUGGGAGAAGUCACACCUCACUCGACAUCAGAGGAUACACACAGGAGAGAAACGCUUCCAGUGUAGUGAAUGUGGAAAAACUUUCUGGGAGAAGUCAAACCUAACUAAGCAUCAGCGAUCACACACAGGGGAGAAACCCUAUGAGUGCAAUGAAUGUGGGAAAGCCUUCAGCCACAAGUCAGCCCUCACAUUACACCAGAGAACACAUACAGGGGAGAAACCUUACCAGUGUAAUGCUUGUGGGAAAACGUUUUACCAGAAGUCAGACCUCACUAAACAUCAGCGAACACACACAGGACUGAAACCCUAUGAAUGUUAUGAAUGUGGGAAAUCCUUCUGUAUGAAUUCACACCUUACAGUACAUCAGAGAACUCAUACAGGUGAGAAACCUUUUGAGUGCCCUGAGUGUGGGAAAUCUUUCUGUCAGAAGUCACAUCUUACACAGCAUCAGAGAACUCACAUAGGGGAUAAACCCUAUGAAUGUAAUGCAUGCGGGAAAACGUUCUACCACAAGUCAGUGCUCACCAGGCAUCAGAUAAUUCACACAGGGUUGAAACCUUAUGAAUGUUACGAAUGUGGGAAAACCUUCUGCUUGAAGUCGGACCUCACAGUACAUCAGAGAACUCACACAGGGGAGAAACCCUUUGAAUGCCCUGAAUGUGGGAAAUUUUUCAGCCAUAAGUCAACCCUGUCCCAACACUAUAGAACACAUACAGGGGAAAAACCCUAUGAAUGUCACGAAUGUGGAAAAAUCUUUUAUAAUAAGUCAUACCUAACUAAACAUAAUAGAACACACACAGGGGAGAAACCCUAUGAAUGCAGCGAAUGUGGGAAAACCUUCUGCCAGAAGUCACAGCUCACUCAGCACCAGAGAAUUCACAUAGGGGAGAAACCCUAUGAAUGUAGUGAAUGUGGAAAGGCUUUCUGCCAUAAGUCAGCUCUAAUUGUACACCAGAGAACACAUUCAGAAGACAAGCCCUAUAAAUGUAGUGAAUGUGGAAAAUCUUUUUGUGUGAAGUCAGGACUUAUUUUGCAUCAGCGAAAACACACAGGGGAAAAGCCCUAUGAGUGCAGUGAAUGUGGGAAAGCCUUCAGCCACAAGUCAUCCCUCACGGUGCAUCACAGGGCUCACACAGGAGAGAAAUCUUGCCAGUGUAAUGAAUGUGGAAAGGUCUUUUACCGUAAAUCAGAUCUUGCUAAACACCAGAGAUCACACACAGGGGAGAAGCCCUAUGAAUGUAACACGUGUGGGAAAACCUUCUCUCAGAAGUCAAACCUCAUUGUACAUCAGAGAACACACACAGAAGAAAAAUCUUACGGUUUGAAGUGAACUUUAGAAGUGGUUGAGCCACAAUUCAGCAUCUACUGCACUUCAGAGAAUUCACACUGUGGAGAAUGCUCUGUUGACAUCCUGAAUGUUCAGUAACCUUCGUCUACAAACUGGCCUUAUUUUACUCCAAAGUAAUAAUAAGGGACAAACCCAUAGACUGCAACAAGCAUAAGACACAGCCUUGUUAAGAAGUAACAUUCCAUUGAAUGUCAUACAACUAAUUCUGGCAAAAAAACCUCACAGGUUUUUUGACUUUGUAAAAGCUUCAGCAAAAAUACAAACUGUGUUAUGUCAGAAUUUAUAUUGGGGAGAAAUAUGUCCAUUUGAGACUAUAGCUUGAACAUUUUCUUUAGAAGUAAUGUAACAUUAGAAGUUGUGUUUGGUUUUAAUGUCAUAGUUAUCUUUAGGAAGAAUAACUAAUUGUAGUUUAUAGUUGUAUAUUGUACAUUGUAAAGCUUAAAAAACAAACAAAACCCCAGUAAAAUGCAAUAGACUCAUAAGAAGUUGCAGUAAUUGUACAUGGAAUUCUCCUGUACCAGGCUUCCUCUAAUAAUAAUGUUACAGAACCCUAACAUAUUUUUAAGUACAAGAAAUUGAUGGUACUCCACUAGUCAGAUACUUACUCAGAUUUCACCAGUUUUUACAUGUAUUCUGUGUAUUUCGUUGUGUAUUUCUGUGAAAUUUUAUCGUCUGUGUAUUUGAGUAACUGUCAACAAACACAGGUUACAAAAUCAAGAAGGAAUCUGGAAUUGGUAUUACAUGAAGAUUACAGGGGAAUCAGGAUUUCACCACAAGAAGUUCCCUUGUGUUAAUAAUCAUAGCCUUUCUGCCACCCUAUUCCUGGCAACGAUUUGAAUAUGAAGCUUUUAAAAAACAGAUUAAAUUAAAUAGCUAGGGCAACAGCAUCAAACACAUGUGAUAUCUCUGAAGUUCAUAGGACGUGUGUAUGUACAUUAUAUAAACUGUCUAUGUUUCUCAUACAAAACAAUAUAAUUGUGAGCAGGAAAUAGAUGCUCCUAGUUUAGCAGUUGUUACAACGUCAGGCACAUCUCCUUUGUGUGUAGGGCCUAGAGCAACAGUUUAAAAGGAAGGCCACAAAGCUAAUAGCUAACCUUUUAAAACUCAUAAAUCAAAAUAACAAGAUGUUCAAUAAAGUGUGUUCUGUGCAUGGGGAUAGCUAGGCCCUAGUCCCAUUACCCCUUUUCUCUUUCCACCCAUGGUUCAUCCCAAACCAUGAUGUGCCUUGAGUGUACAUAUCUGAAUACUCCAGCCUUCAGCCUAAAUUUGAUCCAAACCCUCUGUAAGCAACUGCCCUCUAAGACAGGGUCCAGGGAAGAAACCUCAGAUCAGACCACUCAGGGCUAUAAACUGGACUGUGAAUUGAGGGCCCUGAUGCACCCAGGGUGGGAUCUUGGCCCUUAAUGUCUUUUGAGUCUACGACAAGAGGAGAAGGAGUGGGGCUGGAGCAGGGACAAAGUAGAAUUAGAAUAGUGCUUUUAUUGACAAUGCAAAGGUGAUAGGCUAAUUACAUGACCAGACUACAUAAAUAAUUAGCUUAACCUGAAAUUACAGUCUAGUGAUCUUAGCCUAAGCUUCCUUUUUAGGAAACUAGGAAAAGAAGAGAAAAUUACAUCUAAAGUAUACAAAACAAAAAAAUGAUGAGACUUAGGAUGGAAAUCAGUGAAAUGGAAAACAGGAAACCGAUAGAGAAAAUCAGUCAAAACCAAAAGCUGGUUCUUUGAGGUCAGGAACGUUGAUAAAUCUCUAGCCGGUUACCUAAGAAAAAGAGAAGACACAAGUUGCUAAUAUCAGGAAUGAAAGAGAGCCAUAACUGCAGAUCCCUUGGUCAUCAAAAGGCUUAAAGGAAUUUUAUGGGUAACUCUAUGCCCACACAUUUGAUAACCUAGAUGAAAUGGGCCAGUUCCUUAAAAGACAGAAUUCUGCCAAAACUCACGGAAGGAUAAAUCUGAAUAGGCAUAUAUCUGUUAAAGAAAUUGAAUCAAUAUUUAAUCUCCCAAAUCAGAAAGUAUCAGGCCCUUAUGUGUCACUGGUGAAUUUUACCAAGUUAAGGAAGAAAUGAUACCAAUUCUCUGCAGUCUCUUACAGAGUGUAAAAGUAGAGGGAACACUUCCUAACUUGUUCUAUGAGGCCAACAUUAUUCUCAUAGCAAAACCAGGCACAGACGUUACAAGAAAGGAAAACUACAGACUGAUAUCUCUCAUGAACAUAGAUGCAGAAAUGCUCAACAAAAUAUUAGCGGAUUGAAUCCAACAAUAUAUAAAAAGAAUUAUAGAACUGUGCCAUAAUCAAUUGGGAUUUAUCCAGCUGUGCAUGGCUGGUUUAUCAUUUGAUAAUCAGUUGGAGUAACCCAACAUAUCAACAGGCUUAAGAAGAAAUAUCAUAUAAUCAUAUGAAUAGAUACAGGGGAGCAUUUCAAAAAAUCUUAAUACCCAUUCAUGUUUUUAAAAAAUCUCAGUAAGCUGGGAAUAGAGGGAACUUCCUUAACUUCUUAACUUGGUAAAGAACAUCUACAGACAUCCUACAGCUAACAUCAUACUUAAUGUGUAGAAACUGGUUGCUUUUCCAGUAAGAUAAGGAGCAAGGCACGGAGAUCCCCUCUCACCAUGUCUUUUCAGCAUCCUUCUGGAAGUCCUAGCUAAUGCAGUAAGACAAGUAAGGGAAAUAAAGGGUACACAGAUUUGGAAGGAAGAGAUGAAACUGUGUUCACAGAUAGCGUAGAUUGUCUAUAUAAAAAGUUCCAAAGAAGCAACAACAAAAAACCUCCUGACACUAGUAAGCAAUCAUAGUAAGGUUACAGGAUAAUGAUGCUCAGGCAGGUGGUAAAAAGAAAUGAGCUCUCAAGUAACAAAGAAUUCCUCUAAGAACCUUAGAUGCAUAUUGCUAAAUGAAAGAAGUGAAUCUGAAAAGACUAUACGGUGUGAUUCCAACUGUAAUACAUUCUGAUGAAGGCAAAACUAUGCAGACAGUAAAAAGAUGGGUGGUUGCCAGGGAUUCGGGGUGAGAGAGGGAGGGAGGAAUAGGUGGGUUACAGAGAAUGUUUAGGGCAGUGAAACUAUUCUGUAGGAUACUGUGAUGGUGGUUACCUGUCAUUAUUCAUUUGUCAAAACCUACAAAGUGUGAAACACAAAGGGUCCACCCUGAUGUAAACUAUGGAUUUUAGUUAGUAAAAAUGUGUCAGUAUUGGCUCAUAGGUUGUAAUGAAUGUAGCACACUCAUGCAGAUAUUAAUAACAGGGAAACUGGAGGGAGGUAGAGGUAAAGGGGUGUAUAGGAACUCUGUGCUUUCUGCACAUUUUUUCUGUAACCCUAAAACUUCUCUACAAAACGAAGUGUGUUAAAUAAACAACCUGCCACAUAUAGCAGUGUA
Molecule: messenger RNA, 6110 nt
Organism: Vicugna pacos (alpaca)
Lineage: Eukaryota; Metazoa; Chordata; Mammalia; Artiodactyla; Camelidae
Source: RefSeq, a predicted model, not a curated record